AUGAUCAUUAACUUUUGGAAUCACGCCUCAGUGUUGGUGCAUUCGAAGAAAAACCCCAGCAAUCGAGAAAUACUUGCAACUCCACCACGUAGAUUGUUAGUUCUUGUAUACGCUCCGAAGUGAUUGCACUGCAAACUGCAAUCUAUCAAGAUGAUGAACAUUUUUCGCAUUCUUGGGGAUUCCCUCCAUGCGCUAGCGUUAAUCCUGCUGAUUGCUAAACUAUGGCGUACCAAAUCUUGCGCUGGACUAUCAGGAAAAACCCAAAUUCUCAGUGCGAUCAUCUAUACUACACGUUAUGCAGAUCUACUGUCACCAAAUCACUACCACAGCUACUACGUUUCCUCAAUGAAGAUUGCCUUCAUCGCAGUUAGCUGCCUCACUGUUUACCUGAUCUACGGCCCGUACAAAAAAACUUACGAUCGGGAAAACGAUGACUUCUACAACGAGUUUCUGAUAGUCCCGUGUUUCGUACUGUCACUUUUCUCUGCCAACUACAUGUCUCCGCUGGAAAUUAUGUGGACGUUCUCAAUUUUUUUGGAAGCGGUCGCGAUUUUACCUCAGCUUGAUUUGCUGUGCCACGUUAAAUUCGUCGAUUCCUACACGGUGUGUUACCUGCUGUCGCUUGGACUUUACCGUGCGCUUUACAUUCUCAAUUGGGCCUACCGCUACUACUAUGAAGGAGAUUACGAUUUGAUUGCAGUCGGAUCAGGCUUUCUGCAGACGGCUUUGUUCAGCCUUGUUUUCGUGCGUAUCUAUAUGCUGAAACGACGCGAGGACAGUGUUAUGAUCAGUGUUGUUACCUGAGCCGAGUUGUAGCUUGCGAUCAGGAAAUUAAACGUAAAAACAUUUUCGAGAAAAAAUGCAUCUGUAAAAAAUAUAUCAGUUUGUGUACGUCUGUUAAUAUUAGCGAAGUGAUAAAUAGCAAAAGAUACACAAAAUUACAUCUUUUGUUGUCAUGUUUUAUAGUAUGAAUGGAAAAAAAUAUACGAUACUCUCACCCAGUGAAA
Toxorhynchites rutilus septentrionalis is the source of this 1007-nucleotide messenger RNA. Its product is annotated as ER lumen protein-retaining receptor-like. Gene Ontology annotation, biological process: protein retention in ER lumen; endoplasmic reticulum to Golgi vesicle-mediated transport. The coding region runs from base 151 to 804 and encodes 217 amino acids. NCBI's taxonomy places the organism in Eukaryota, Metazoa, Arthropoda, Insecta, Diptera, Culicidae. The record is from RefSeq and is a predicted model, not a curated record. Gene Ontology annotation, molecular function: ER lumen protein retrieval receptor activity. Gene Ontology annotation, cellular component: cis-Golgi network; endoplasmic reticulum; membrane. The transcript is spliced from 2 exons.